GAAGAGACCUGAAUCCCCCCUGACGGAGGCACCGAAUCUCCCCCAAAAACACAGAGAAGCAGGUCUUCCCUCAGCCCCAGUAAUGGCGUCAAACGGGCAACUGGUUGGGAUCUUUUCACGUGAAGCCCGAGAGGCAUACGAUUGGCUGAUCAGUUCCCUGCUGACCAAAUCUGCGGUGAGGGACGUCCGAACUGUUCAUAUCUCCAACACCAACUAUAGGGAUGUUAUUUACGAGGCGGAUAAGUGCACCUUUGCCAUCCUGUACCAUACCAAGAACAGAGGAAGGAUAAACAUAACCGAUGUGACCGACGCUCUCUAUGACAGAGAACUGGAGGAUUUGUCUCGUUGUCUAGGGAGAGAUAGAGUCAUAGUGGUGAUUGAUGACCUGGAGGACAGCAGUUUGGAGGCCAAGCACAUUAUCCUGCAGAACCAGCCCAGUAUUGGGAGAUGGGCCGUAGAGCUCUUCCUCUUCAGCGACCAGGAAAAGACGUAUCAGAGAAGGCCAUUGGAAGACAACAAAAUGGCUCAGAUGGAGACAUUAAUAAAGAACAAAAUAUCCCGUCAGGAUUACUCAGUUUACAUGGGCAAUGACAAUCCAGCUGAGGGAAGAAACUCCAGCCAGAGACUCUAUGAUCCUACAUCAAGACCUGGGAUCUGGGACUCCUUCAAGGUCAAUAUCUAUAUCACUUACACACGUCUGACACUUAACAUUGUAAAAGAAAACCUUAGUCCAGUGAUCAUCAUCCAACGGGAACCCGGAGACCGUCGCUUCCAGCGCCCAGAACGGAACCCUCCUGCCUGA
Messenger RNA from Xenopus tropicalis (tropical clawed frog), 802 nucleotides. RefSeq lists its product as uncharacterized. The transcript has 6 exons. Bases 83 to 802 code for a protein of 239 amino acids. The record is from RefSeq and is a predicted model, not a curated record. Lineage: Eukaryota; Metazoa; Chordata; Amphibia; Anura; Pipidae.